AUGACCUUUACGGGCCGUCCUAUUCGCAUCGCAGGUGCCUCGGGCUCUGCUUCAGACCGUCGCCAUGCGAUCGCUGAAUUCGCAUGCCACCACCCUACCGACCCGGUGGAUGUAAUUAUCGCGGAUUUCAUGAGCGAGUUCAACAUGGCCACCGCUGCGGGCCGGCGCGUGGACCAGGCGACUACGCAGACGGCACCGGCGUACGACCUGUCCUUUCUGGAGGCACUCAAUCCCGCCCUGGACGAUCUGGCCAGACAUGGUAUAAAGUUGGCUGUCAAUGCCGGCGUCACGGAUACCAAGGGGCUUUACGAGGUGGUGAUGAAGAUGGUACAGGCGAAGGGGUUGGACCUGAAGGUAGCCUGGGUUUCGGGAGAUGAGGUACUCCCCGCGGUUCAGCAAUCUCUCGCUGCUGGUCAAUCCGACUUUCGCAAUGUCUACACGGGCGAACGACUUGCUGAUUGGUCGUUCGAGCCCAUCUACGCGCAGUGCUACCUAGGCGGGUUGGGGAUCGCCGCUGCAUUCGCCGAGGGUGCGGACAUCGUCCUUUGCGGACGAGUUUCAGACGCAUCCCCUGUAAUCGGAGCUGCUUAUUGGUAUCAUGGCUGGCGACGGGAUGAGCUAGACAAGUUGGCCAAUGCGUUCGUCGCCGGUCAUCUCAUCGAAUGCAGCAAUUAUGUCUGCGGAGGCAACUUUACCGGCUUCAAGAUAUUGGAGCAUGGCGGCGAUGGCUGGGCGAACAUUGGAUAUCCCAUCGCCGAGAUAUCUGCCGAGGGAGACGUAGUGAUCACCAAACAGGCGCACGCUACCGGGGGCGCCGUCACGGUCGAUACCUGCACCUCACAGUUGCUAUAUGAAAUCCAAGGACCUUGGUAUUAUAACUCCGACGUCACCGCGGUCCUGGAUGGAAUCCACUUCGAGCAGCGGGGUAUCAACCGGGUUGCCGUUCGAGGCGUCCGUUCGGGCCCACCGCCGCCAACCACCAAGGUUGGCAUUACCGCGCGUGGAGGAUUCCAGGCGGAGGCGUGGUGGUUCUUGACGGGACUGGACAUCGAGGCCAAGGCGCGAAUGCUUGAGGCGCAGGUCCGCCGGGGGCUCGCUCCGUACGCGGAUCAGUUCUCGGUCCUCAAAUUUGACUUGCUAGGCACCCCCAUGUCGGAUCCGCACGAUCAGAACCGCGCCACGGCCCCUUUGCGGAUUGUCGUGCAGGCGCGGCGAGCCGAGGAUCUGGCGCCCACCAAGUUCCUCAAGCCCAUUACGGACAACAUCAUGCAAGGUUACCCGGGGGCCACCUUUCAUCUGGACUUACGCCAGGGGUUUCCCCGCGCCAUCUUUGAGUACUAUGUGACUCUGUUGCCACAGUCUGCCGUGCAGCACCGGGUCCAUCUGCCGUGGAAACCCACCGCGGACACGCAGAUGCUCGACAUCGCACCCCCACCACGUUCGAAAACGUACCCAUCCCGACAGCCUUCCCAGGCAGUAACACAUCACGACCAGCCCAUCGACCUGACUCAUGAUUUUGGACCCACGGCCCGUGGUCCAUUGGGAUGGAUUGUGCACGCGCGCUCCGGCGACAAGGGCUCGGACGCGAAUUGCGGGUUCUGGGUGCGGCACCGCGACGAGUACCUGUGGCUGCGAACGUUGUUGUCUGUGGAGAUGGUGCGUCAGCUGCUGGGUGGUGAAGCAUCCCGCCGGCCGCCAUUGGAGAUUGAACGAUUUGAGCUGCCGGCCCUGCAAGGCGUGCACUUCCUUUUCCGCAACCUAUUGGACCGCGGGGUCGGGGUCACGACGACCGUCGAUUUCUUGGGGAAGAACGUGGCGGAAUUCCUGCGAGCGCGGCAUGUUGAUCUGCCUGUGCGGUUCCUGAAUCGGGGCAAGCUGUAG
Messenger RNA from Penicillium argentinense, 1881 nucleotides. Its product is annotated as acyclic terpene utilization AtuA family protein. NCBI's taxonomy places the organism in Eukaryota, Fungi, Ascomycota, Eurotiomycetes, Eurotiales, Aspergillaceae. Bases 1 to 1881 code for a protein of 626 amino acids. The transcript is spliced from 3 exons. The record is from RefSeq and is a predicted model, not a curated record.